AUAUAUUGCUACCAACUUCUGAUUAGUCUCAACUUUGUUUUCUCAGAAAAAAAAAAAUGAAAAGGAGUAUAUAAAAAUUAUCUUCAUAGUUAGAUUGUAAGGUCCUCACUUUCCCCCAUCCCUCCAUUUUUUUUUUCUUGUAAACCUGUGGUUGGUUUCUGUCAUUUUUUUUAGGUUGCUGAUGCCAAUCUCAUUAAAGAGUUGGUUCAUCUAACAUCAUUGUUUCUCUGGACUCUGAUACAAAAGUUUGAAAGUGACCAUUUUUUAAGCUUAAUAGACGAGUUUUCUGCUAACCUGUAUCUAACUGGUUAUUCUGUCAAGUAUAAUGAUUAAUAUGAACAUCGAUACGGUCUGCCGGAAUCCGGAGAAGCCUAUGUUACAGAUCACUCCCACAUCCAAUUGCAUCUUUCUAGAACAGUUGGACAAUGGUGUUCAACGCAAUGCAGCAGAUGAUAUUUCCAAUGAACAUGUAUGGUCUAGAAGUUUAUUUGCUGGUGCAGACAAAAAGGAUCCAAUUCCAUACAUGCCAGGGAAGAAUCAAACUUGUAAGAAGAUUCCAGUAAAAGAAACUACUUGCAUCAAAAUUUCCAAGCAUGUGAAUGGGCAGAAGAUGAUCAAUGACUUUGUAAAAGAGCAAAAGAUUAGUCAGGGAAGUUAUGGAAAAGUGGUAUUGUAUCGAAACAAAAAUGAUGGAACCCCAUAUGCUAUCAAGAAAACAUGCAAGUCUAGAUUGCGCAAGGUGCGCAUGACACAGUCAGAAACAGCAAUGACCAAUGUUCUCAGAGAGGUUUCAAUAAUGAAGAUGUUGGAUCAUCCAAAUAUAGUCAACCUUGUUGAAGUAAUAGAUGACCAAAGUUGUGAUUAUCUCUAUAUGGUUCUUGAGUAUGUGGAAGGCAAUGGUAUAAGAAACCUUUCUGAAAUACAAGGACACAUUGAUGAGACAACUGCAAGGAGAUACUUCAAAGAUAUAAUUGCUGGUCUCACGUACUUGCAUAGUCAUAAUAUUGUCCAUGGUGAUAUAAAGCCUGAAAAUCUUUUGCUCACAAAAAGUGGAAGGGUGAAAAUUGGUGAUUUUAGUGUGAGCCAGGCUUUUGAGGAUGACAAUGAUGAGCUCUGGAGAUGCCCUGGAACUCCUGCUUUUACUCCACCCGAGUGUUGCUCGAAUACAGUUUAUCAUGGAAAAGCAGCAGAUGUAUGGGCUAUAGGUGUCACCCUCUAUUACAUGGUGGUAGGCUGCUAUCCUUUUCUUGCUGAUUGCCUACCUGAGACUUAUAACAAGAUUGUAAACUGUACUUUAUUGCUCCCAGAGGAACUAGAUACCGGGCUCAAGGAUUUGCUCCAAGGCCUUCUAUGCAAAGACCCUACUCUACGAAUAAGCUUGGACAUUGUUGCCGAGCAUCCGUGGGUGGUCAAAGAGGGUGCCAUAGCCCUUCCAAAGUGCUCCUGCAGCUGCAAGCUUGGUAUCGGAGAUCUUGCACCCUAAAGGCCCCAAGAAAAAUGAUUUGAUACUUCUUAUAGAUAGUUACAUGUUAUUAGCCAAUUACAUGGAAAUGGUAUUUAAUGUGUUUGAUUGCAGAAAUCAUUUGCAGUGGAACCAAAAAAUAAUUCAAAACAAUAAAUUACAGAUUUCUUUCAUACUACAAGUCUACAACAUCCAACGAAUCAAAAAAAUUCGUUUUACAUAAACUACAAAUGGCUAACAAAUUCCAAGUACUAUCUAUAACAUGAGAAUCAGUAUUCUUAGGGUAUCCUUGAUGAUGUUGAUGGCUCAACACCUUGUGGUGAAUCAAAGAUGGAAGCCAGGAUUCGACGAAUGUUUAAAGAACAAUCAGGUUUGAAGCUGAAGGAUCUCAUGUUGUUGUUGGAGAAAAUAUGAGAUGACUUAGAAAGGAUGAAAUAAACCAGUGCUUGAAGAAUCAAGAAAAUGAGCAUCUUCAACAAAGAAUC
Messenger RNA from Durio zibethinus, 1947 nucleotides. RefSeq names its product serine/threonine-protein kinase GRIK1-like. Gene Ontology annotation, biological process: protein phosphorylation; intracellular signal transduction. Gene Ontology annotation, molecular function: protein serine/threonine kinase activity; ATP binding. Gene Ontology annotation, cellular component: cytoplasm. The record is from RefSeq and is a predicted model, not a curated record. NCBI's taxonomy places the organism in Eukaryota, Viridiplantae, Streptophyta, Magnoliopsida, Malvales, Malvaceae.